Molecule: messenger RNA, 3571 nt
Organism: Contarinia nasturtii (swede midge)
Lineage: Eukaryota; Metazoa; Arthropoda; Insecta; Diptera; Cecidomyiidae
Exons: 6
Coding region: 369-1121 (250 amino acids)
Cellular component (GO): nucleus
Molecular function (GO): zinc ion binding
Source: RefSeq, a predicted model, not a curated record
CGACAUUUUGAAGCACUAGCACAAUCGUCUGUAUUUAUAUCAAUUGAUGGUUCAGUGUAUAUGAACGCAAAACAAGCUGAUUUAUACGCAAAAUAUAAUAGCAUUAUGUGCAUCAUCGGUCUGUUUGAUGAUUACACGAAAGAGAUGACGAUACUUUUGUUCACUUCAGUUUUGUAGUUCGGUUUUAUUUUUUUCUCUUAUUGUCCGCUUAGGCAAACAAACGUCAAAUCGUGGGAUGGUCAUUUUCGUGACAAAGUAACAGCGUGAUUUUUGACAUUUUGUCGGCAACUGCACAAUAACAGAGAAUAGCAACAGAGUGAGUGUGUUUUUUUUAGUGUUUUUUUUUCUCAAACCCCUUCACAUUAAUCAUGGCAACAACUUUAAGCGAAUUACGGUCGAAAUGUCGUUUGUGUUUCACAAGAAAGGGAGAAAACGAUGUAACAAAUGGGCCAAUCUUACAGCAAAAAAUACAUGAACUCUUUGGUAUUGAGAUCAAAGACACGGACAGAUAUUCAAAAAUGAUUUGUUCAAACUGCACAAGCAAAACGCAUUUAUUUACUUUUCACAAAAAGCGGGUUGAAUUAGGUCAAGACCUGUACACGGCACUGGUUGAAAUGCACGAAAAGGUAUUCAAGUCAAAAAUGAAGAAUCUUCAAGAUUUACAAUCAAAAUGUCGUUUGUGUUUUGUAGAAGUUGGCAAGAAGGACAUUACAGCUUGCCCAAGUUUACUGAAUGCAAUACGUGAGCUACACGAUAUUGAAAUUAAAGAAGCAGACGUGUACACAAAAAUGAUUUGUGCAGAUUGCGCAAAGAAUACGAGCGAAUUACAAGUUCAUAAACAAGAGGUGGAAUCCGGAAAGCUGUUGUUUUAUAUGGUAGAGAUAGAUGACAUCCAAAAUGAUGCGUCACAGCCUGGUUCAAGUGGAGUUAUAUCAGCAACGGCUACAGCAAAAGAAUAUCAACUUAAUCCUACACCACCGUUGAAUGAAAAACCACCCACGCCUGGUAAAUUUCUGGAUUUGAGCGAUUCCAGGUACAAAUUCAAACGAAAAAGCCCUCCCCUCUAUAUGAAAUGCUUAAUCAAGAAUCAUAAAGCUAGGGGCCAAGGAAGAAAAUACUAGCACAUUGUAAUUUAUAUAAUGCGGUAUCGUUUUGUACUCUCCCUCUCUCUCUGAUAAUUAUUUUUCGUAUUGGAUUGUAUUAUAUGAAUUAUGUAUAAAUACACAAAAAAGAGAUCGGUAAUAGAUACACCAUCUGAUGGUGAAAUUGUGAAUUACCAUCAUUACUACCAAUAAAAUCAGUGAUUUAUUGGUAUAUUGAAUUUAAGAGAACAGCAGUGGUUGUGUAUUUGAUCAAUUAUUCGACUUCGAACUGAGCUAGUAGUAUUUUACUAUUUAAAUUACCAAUAUAAGACUUAAAAUAUAAGUAUCAGUAUGUUGUACAGAUGAUUAGGGCUAUUGAUCAUAAAAAAAUACGAGCUCGCAAAAUGUUGCCAGUAAAGGUUGUAAUUUGAAAUUUUACCACCAGAUGGCUGAACUGUUACAGAUGUUAUUUUGUGUGUAGAUAAGAUAUCUAACAUUAAGAUUCUCAUAUUUCAGUGAAAACUAGGGGACGGACACCAAUAGCCAUUUUUUUUAAUGGGUAGUCAAAUUCCGGUCGAUUCCAAAAUUUCAAAAAAUCGUUUAUACCACUAUAAUGUACAAAAAUUAUCAUCGCAGCAACGAUAUAUUUUGGGCUAAAGAAGAAGGGCUAGAAGUACUUUACACAGACUUCAGUAAGGCAUUUGACAUUGUUGAUCAUUCGAUUCUGAUUUCAAAACUUCACAAUUUCAAUCUGCCACCAAACUUAAUCGAUUGGAUCAAAUCGUAUUCGUCAAAUCGUCGUCAAUUUGUGAAAUAUGGGCAAAUGAAAUCAAGUGAGUUUGUUGCUAACUCAGGGGUGCCUCAAGGUAGUCACUUGGGCCCCACCCUAUUUUUACUUCUCAUCAACGAUAUUGUAAAUUCCAUUGCGGAUGACGACAUUUUUCUCUCUCUGUUUGCUGACGAUUUGAAAUUGGCAACUUCAAUCACUGACACCAAUGACACUAUCAAACUUCAAGUGGCAAUUGAUAAAUUAAAGAACUGGUGCGAAGCAAACAAACUUUACCUAAAUCUCGACAAAUGCUCUGUUAUGUCGAUAUCGAAAAGGAGAGAGAGAAUCAUGUGCUCCUACUCAUAUGGCAGUCACAAUUUUAAGAGAGUAAGCGCACAAAGAGGACUUGGGAGUAAUUUUUGACAGCAAAAUCAACUUCAUCAAUCACAUCGAUUCAAUCGUGGCCAAAGCAACAUCAGCGCUCGGAUUCGUAAAGAGAUUCUGCUACGAUAUUCCUGAUGUUAAUACUCUCAAGUCAUUAUACUGCGCCCUCGUACAAUCAAUCUUGGAGUAUGGCAGUUUAGUAUGGCUACCGUACCAUGGCAUUCACAAGAACAAAAUUGAAUCUUGCCUUCGUCAGUUCUCAAUGUUUGCACUCGAGGAGUAUCCAAACAUCUCGAAUCACUACAAAAUAUCAUCGUACAGCGCUCGCCUGGGCAAACUAAACAUGCAAUCACUCCAAAGGCGCCGUAUAAACGCAUCAAUUUUAUUCAUAUUCGACUUGAUGCAAAAUAAUGUUCACUGCCCAUCACUGAAGACUGAAAUGGCCCGCAAUCAAAAUGAACGUAACUUGAGAAGUGUCGAGUACUUCAAAAUCAAUGACAAAUGUCAAAUAGGGUCCACGAACUAUUUUCAAUGCAAUCAAAGAGAUCAACUUUCAAAAAUCGACUUUUAGCCUUAAGCGAUGAUCACUUGUCAUUGGUGUCCAAUUAUAACACUGUUUUCUUAAACGAGCAAAUGUGAUACAUUGUGAUUUAUUUUUUUAUAUAGAUAUAGUAUUUAAAAUUAUAUUUAUUUAUUAGUUUCCGACUCAUCGUAUCCGCGUGCAAUUUGAAAAUAUUAACUAUUUAUAAGCGUUUUUUGCUGUUUGACGGGAUAACUUUUAGCUAUUACAGUAAGACGUAGCUAAUUGUUUAUUCAUUUAUUUGUUAUAAAGAUGUAAUUUUAACUUUUGGCCAUGGGGGGCGUAGUGACCACUGCGAAUUCGGCGGCCCCAUUCGGUCUAUUUACCUAUAUCGUGCAGCCUGGGAUGGUGGCUGAGUGGUCAUUCGUACUACUGACCCGGGCUGGUGGACCGUGUGGGUGACCGUUAGAAUAUUGUAUGUGGUCGUAAGAUUAUUAUUGAAAAGAUGUGGUUUUUAACUGUGAUCACAUGUUCACCAUAGUAUAUCACUGAUUCAUACCUUUUUCCCACCAACAAAUGUAUAAAAAAUUGUAAAAACUCAGAUGAUUCAGCCAGUUUUGGCGGUGAAUAAAGAUUAUAAAUAUUUAUACACAUUCCUUGAACUUACAUCGCAUCGAUUUUAAAAUUUAUAUAUUAAAUGAUAAUGAUAAAAGACGAUCAGUAAAAGAAACGGGUGUUGUGAGAAUAAUAUUCGUUGAUUAGAUUUUAUUGACGUACAUUGAAAAUUUAAUCGGAAAGAACAUAUGAAACUAACAA